This is a messenger RNA of Phascolarctos cinereus (koala), 5384 nucleotides long. The record is from RefSeq and is a predicted model, not a curated record. Lineage: Eukaryota; Metazoa; Chordata; Mammalia; Diprotodontia; Phascolarctidae.
GUUGGAGGUCAGUGCAGUGGGAGAGGUCCUGACUCUGGAAGAGAGCCAAAAGUAAAAAUCGACAAUUGCUGAGAUUUCUAGCAAUUAUGAAUCCUAUUAGGUCCCAAUUAAUGGAUUCUGACAUGGAUUAUGAGAGGCCAAACGUAGAGACCAUCAAGUGCGUCGUGGUCGGGGACAACGCUGUCGGCAAGACCAGGCUUAUCUGUGCCCGUGCCUGCAAUGCCACCCUCACCCAGUACCAGCUGCUUGCCACCCAUGUGCCCACAGUCUGGGCCAUUGACCAGUAUCGGGUGUGCCAGGAGGUGCUGGAACGUUCCCGGGAUGUAGUAGAUGAUGUCAGUGUGUCCCUUCGUCUCUGGGACACCUUCGGAGACCACCACAAAGACCGGCGCUUUGCUUACGGGAGAUCUGAUGUUGUGGUUCUUUGCUUCUCCAUUGCUAAUCCCAAUUCCCUGCACCACGUCAAGACCAUGUGGUAUCCAGAAAUCAAGCACUUUUGUCCUCGGGCUCCCGUUAUCCUAGUGGGAUGCCAGCUGGACCUACGCUACGCUGACUUGGAAGCCGUCAAUAGGGCCAGGCGCCCUUUGGCCAGGCCCAUCAAGCCAAAUGAAAUCCUGCCUCCUGAGAAGGGCCGGGAGGUGGCCAAGGAGCUGGGCAUCCCCUACUAUGAGACUAGUGUGGUGGCUCAAUUUGGCAUCAAAGACGUCUUUGACAAUGCCAUCCGGGCAGCCCUCAUUUCACGUCGUCACUUGCAGUUCUGGAAGUCUCACUUGCGAAAUGUCCAGCGCCCCCUGCUACAGGCUCCAUUCCUCCCCCCCAAGCCUCCACCCCCCAUCAUUGUGGUUCCAGACCCCCCAUCCACCACUGAGGAGUGUCCCGCCCACCUUCUGGAGGACCCUCUCUGUGCGGACGUCAUCCUGGUGCUGCAAGAGCGGGUGCGCAUUUUUGCCCACAAGAUCUACCUCUCCACCUCCUCUUCCAAGUUCUAUGACCUGUUCCUCAUGGACCUGAGUGAAGGAGAGCUGGGGGGUUCCUCUGGGUCAGGGGGCCCCCGCUUAGAGGAACCCCAAGGUCACUCUGACCACCCCCACCACCAUCACCACCACCAUGGGCGGGACUUCCUGCUGCGGGCAGCCAGCUUUGAUGUAUGUGAGAGCACAGAUGAGGGAGGGGGUCCUGGCCCAGCAGGGCUCCGAGCUUCCACUAGUGAUGGCAUCCUUCGGGGCAAUGGGGCUGGGUACUUGCUUGGGCGUGGCCGGGUGCUCUCAUCCUGGAGUCGCGCAUUUGUGAGCAUUCAGGAAGAGAUGGCAGACGACCCCCUCACUUACAAGUCACGCCUGAUGGUGGUGGUGAAAAUGGAUGCUUCAAUUCAGCCUGGACCCUUCCGGGCCGUGCUCAAGUAUUUGUAUACUGGGGAAUUAGACGAGAACGAACGGGAUCUCAUGCACAUUGCCCACAUUGCUGAACUGCUGGAAGUGUUUGAUCUACGCAUGAUGGUCGCCAACAUCCUCAACCAUGAGGCCUUCAUGAACCAAGAGAUCACUAAGGCCUUCCACGUCCGUAGGACCAACCGGGUCAAGGAGUGUCUCGCCAAAGGCACGUUUUCAGAUGUGACCUUCAUCCUGGAUGAUGGGACUAUCAGUGCCCACAAGCCGCUGCUGAUCUCCAGCUGUGACUGGAUGGCCGCCAUGUUUGGAGGGCCAUUUGUGGAGAGCUCCACAAGGGAGGUCAUGUUUCCUUACACCAGCAAAAGCUGUAUGCGUGCUGUGCUGGAAUACCUCUACACGGGCAUGUUCAGUGCUAGCCCUGACCUGGACGACAUGAAGCUAAUCAUCCUUGCUAACCGGCUGUGUUUGCCUCACCUGGUUGCACUCACAGAACAAUACACGGUGACUGGACUGAUGGAAGCCACGCAGAUGAUGGUGGACAUAGAUGGAGAUGUCCUUGUGUUCCUGGAACUGGCUCAGUUCCAUUGCGCGUACCAGUUGGCUGACUGGUGUCUCCACCACAUCUGCACCAACUAUAACAACGUCUGCCGCAAGUUCCCCCGAGAUAUGAAGGCCAUGUCUCCGGAAAACCAGGAGUACUUUGAGAAGCAUCGGUGGCCACCUGUCUGGUACCUCAAAGAGGAAGAUCAUUACCAGCGAGCCCGGAAAGAGCGAGAGAAGGAAGACUACCUGCACUUGAAGCGGCAACCUAAGAGGAAGUGGCUCUUCUGGAAUGGCCCCUCAUCUCCUUCCUCCUCUGCAGCCUCCUCUUCAUCUCCCUCCUCCUCCUCAGCCGUAGUUUGAGAGCUGCCUCAACCCUCCCAGGACGACUCCACUGCUAUUCUCUCCUGUCCACCUGCUCUAGCCCCUUCAGUCCCCCUUUAUCUGCGUUUCCCCCCCUUCCCCUCACCAGGGACAAGAGGACCUAAUCCACUAGGCCCAUGAGGGUGGAGCAGAUAACACCAGCCAAACCAUUUCAAUGGAAGAAAGGCGAGGCUCUGGUGAGAGGCAUGGGGACUAGCUGAGGAUGGGAAGGAGCCAGAGCUUCCCAGGACUCCCCAAAGGAGGCAGCAGAGACAGCCAGCACUUCAGUCAUCCAUCCUCUUUUUUCCCAUUUGGGAUUUGGAACCCUAGUCAUGGCUGGAGAUCCAUGAGCCAAGGGAAUCCAAGACAUCUGGGUUUAUGGGAAGUUGUGAUUUUUGUAGAGGGCUUCUAUUUUGAUUGGGGGAGAGAGGGUCCCAAAUGCCUUGGUGAGGAGAGAACAAGGUUUCUCCCAGAACUGACUGACGUUUUUCCAAAGGACUUGUAGUUCGCAAAUGUGUUGGGGGAAAGUUCACUUGGGGCCAAGUCAAGCGCCACAGUCCCCCACCCCCUCUUUGUAAACCAGGGUUGGACUUGUCCUCACUCCAUCACUAGAGCUGCUCAUUUUGAAGAGUGUCUAUUUGAUGAAGAUGGCAGGAGGGCUAAGAGGGCCUUCUCCCACCCAUCACCCAGGCAUUUUACAGGGGGCCUUGUAGCCCAGGCAAGCCCCUGGUGUCUGAAUACAGCUAUAGCUGUUCAAAGCUCAGCAAGCUAGAAAUGGUGAUGCCAGUGAGAAACUCUUCACUGCUUACCUUCUUCCACAAGGCUGAGAGAAAACAGAAACCAACAGGAAUAGGUAGGAGUGAGUAGGAAAAGAAGGAAGGUAGAAGGGAGUGAGGGUCUGUGUUCAACAGCUACAGUUCACAGGACCUAGAACCAGAAAGGGCUAUAGAGAUGAUCUAGUCCCACUUCAACAGGUCUAGGGAGUUUAGGUGACUUACCUAAUGUCACACAGGUAGUUUGUGGUAGAGCUAGGAUUCAAACCCAGGUACUUUGUCACUACAUCAUACUCUUCCCAACCUCUGGUCAGAGAGCCCAGCUUUUUUUUUUGGGGGGGGGUUACAAGGAGAGACAGAAAUAACUAAAAUUCCCCCAAAAUCCUCCACAAAUUCUAUGGAACCAAAAGCAGAAAAAGAUACUUUACAUCCUUUAUAUUAAGCCAAACAAAAGCCACUGAGGCCAAGAGAGAAGGUUGCUAGAGAAGAAAGAAAGGACUGGGUUGUGAGAAUAGCUCUGCAGCCAGCUCUCCAAGUGGAAAGGGCUUCACCUCUGCUGUUUCCUGCCUUUAGGGAGCCCUGGAGUCACUGACUUAGUGGGGGAGGUGGUUCAGAUGGGCUAGAGGUGAAUUCUUGGCCCUUGGAAGCCUAGUGAUCAACACCUGCCCGCAAUGGCUUCCGUGUCCUCCCGGGCUGACCCUUUGGUUUUCCCUUCCCUAAGAGUGAAAGUCACACACCUGGUCUUUACUGGGUGGUACCAUGGGGUACUUUGUGUUGUGUGUGUAUAUGUGUGUGUGUGGGGGGGGGGGGAAUUAAUUGAGAGGAGUUAGGGAACUGGCUUUUCUUUAAAUUUAUGGCAUCUUCCACUCCUCCCCCGCCCCUCAAUUUGGGAGAGUGGAAAAAGGAUAGUGUGUAGAUCAGGACAAGAGGCCACUGUUUUGAGAAACAGAGCAGGGUUGUGGUUCUAGGGAGGGGAAGGGGGUGAUAAGAGAGCCUGCAGCCCCCAUGGAGCAAAAGGAGGGCUGGCAAAGCUCCUUUCUCAAUGUUCCUUUCCCUGACCCCUUUCCUUAGUAGCCUUAGUAUUAAGGCCUAAUUAGUAGCUAGUAUUUUUGUUGGCUCUAAGUUUUUAAACAGGGGCCUGGGAGGUAGGGGGGGAACCCUUCAGAGACUGACUGCCCCUUCUGGGCAGCUGUGGGAGGGGCCCACCUGGUAGUCUGAUGUCCUAGUAUGUUUCCUGGGCUCCAUAGGGCUGGUGGGGAAAAGGAAGCCCUGGGAUGUCAAGAAUUGGGUCUAGUCCAGGCUGGAUUGACCAGCCUGUUUAGCUUAUUGCAGAGCAAACUUUGUUCCAGACGAACAGUUAAACUGUGGGGACCACUAGAGCUCUGUUUUUCAUGUAUACUCUCUGCCCCAAGGUUCAUUUCCCAAGCUGACUGGCCACCUUGGUGAUGUGCUGCCCUCCGCUGGCCUUCUCUCCCUAUAUGCCCAGGCACAGGGGAAUAAGGCUGGUGCUGUGUUGACAAAUGCUGCUGUACCCUUAGUUUCUCCUUAAAAGAAAAAGGGCAAGUACAGUAUGGUGUGAUUACAAGCAUCCCUACAUAGGGGCAGGGUAGAACUGAUCUUCACAGGGCCUUCAUGAAGCCCACAGACCCCCCGUGGCAGAAAGGGGGGGACAGGGUGAUGACUUGCCCAACAAAAUAGGGAGGUUUCCAGAGUUUUCAGGUCUGUGUUUGGAGUAAGAGGAUAGGAAGUCGGUUGAGGGAGAAAGGAAGGACCCAGCCAAAUGAUUGGAGUUUCCUGAUUGGAAAAAAAUGACUUCUUCCUUUCAAAGGUUUUUUUCCUAGAUGGGCCUGGAUAGAGCCUAGGAAGAAGAGAGAAAAAAAGGGAAACAUAAUGCCCAGUGAAGGACAGUUACUCCCUCAGGGAUCCCUCUCCCCUUCUCCCCUGCUGUGCCCUCAGAGCCAAUUUCUAUCACCCUCUGGUCCAGUUUGUGGCCUGGGGUACCAACCUAGCUGAACCAGCCCUUAGAGGGUAGACAAACUCUGACCCCUAGCUGGAAAAGCAGAUAUAUACCUCUCUGCUGGGGGAAGAGAUGGAGACGUUGCCCUCACAUCUCCUCGGGCUUUGAGAUGAAUUCCAAGAGUUGGCAUGAGUUAACGUAACUCGCCCAUGCAGGGCAUGGUUGACCAAAUUACAGAGGCAAGAACUGAUGCUACUCAUUGGGAGGUGGGAGGGAAGAAGGAGAAAAAAAAACCCUCUUUUUAUACAAGGUUUCAUAUUUAAUUUGAGCAUAAAUUCAUAAAUACAUAACUUUUAUACACAA